AUGGAUGCAGCUCCCGUCUUAGCAUUGAUCUUUCGAAUCCGACUUCGAGAACCGAAGAUCUUGGGGAAACCUCCAGACCAGUCAAUCGACAGCAACAUGUGGUCUAGAUUAGUGCGCCGGAGGGCGCUUCUAUUAUUACUAAGAAACCAGUCUGCUUCUGCAAGGAGUCGAAUCCAAAAAAGGACGCUGGUCUCGGCACCUAAACCUGGUGAUGGGCCUCUGAUGGAGAGACGUCCAGAUAGAGAGCUUCCAAACAUCAACACAUUCCGCUGGGCGCGCACCUUCCCCAUCUUCCUCGCCCUAAUCGCCGCCUCCAGCAUCGCCAUCUUCAACUACCAGAAGCUGUCCAGCCCCAUCGUCGCCUCGACGCUGUACGCGCUGCGCACGAGCCCCCGCGCGCGCGAGCUCCUCGGCGACGAGAUCUACUUCCAGCACCAGAUCCCGUGGAUCGCCGGCGAGAUGAACCAGCUGCGCGGCCGCAUCGACAUCCGCUUCCCCGUCAAGGGCACCCGCUCCACCGCCGUCAUGCGCUUCGCCAGCUUCCGCCCUACCCCCAAGGGCGUCUUCGAGACGACCGAGUGGAGCCUCGAGACCCCGGACGGCAGGAAGAUCGAUUUGCUGGAAGGGGAUGAUCCAUUUAGGGCCGUGGCUGCGUUCCCGAUGGAUGAAGAGGAGCGCGAGCAGGCGACGAGGGGGUUUAGACAGCAGCUUAAGUGAGGGGGCUGUAUAGAGAAUAUUGUGUUAGGGUAGUAGAAUACUCUACGGGUAGCUGUUAAAAGCGCUUGAGUAUGAGCAAACCUCAUAGGCGAUAUUAGAACAUGUCGCUUCUGGUUUGGCGCUUGGGGUAA
Daldinia decipiens is the source of this 848-nucleotide messenger RNA. RefSeq names its product DUF1783-domain-containing protein. Gene Ontology annotation, cellular component: mitochondrial inner membrane. Bases 1 to 717 code for a protein of 238 amino acids. Gene Ontology annotation, biological process: mitochondrial respiratory chain complex IV assembly. The transcript is spliced from 2 exons. NCBI's taxonomy places the organism in Eukaryota, Fungi, Ascomycota, Sordariomycetes, Xylariales, Hypoxylaceae. The record is from RefSeq and is a predicted model, not a curated record.